This is a messenger RNA of Coregonus sp. 'balchen', 3180 nucleotides long. Lineage: Eukaryota; Metazoa; Chordata; Actinopteri; Salmoniformes; Salmonidae. The record is from the annotation of a GenBank genome assembly.
GUCCCGGCACGAGCGAAAGAUCCAGAAACUUCUCCAGACUGCGCGAGCGAGGCUAUAGUACAAACAACGACUUAGAUACUAGAUGCGUCAUUGCGCACGAGAAGGAGGAAAAGCACGCGAGGCAGUGACAGAGUCUGGUCUAGGAUUGAUAUUUACAUUUUACCCUGUCGUAUUUCACUACAGAAGAGAAUAUCCAACAACACAUCGUGGCUAAUACUUCGGUCUGGAGUGGGAAGAACUAGAUAGCAAGAGAUGUACGUGUGGGACGGAGGGUAGGAGGGAGCUAACGUUAGCGUGAAAUGCAUGGGAUGCAUAUUCUUGCAAAUGGGGUAGCUUGCUAGCUAGUUUCAAGUUUAAUCAGCGCUUAGCUAGGGCUAGUAUGCCCAUGCCUUUAUACGUGUAUAGCUACUCUGCAAUGACAAAGGUUCCAUAUUGUGAAUGCAACGUUGACGUUAUAGCUGGCUAGCUAGCAAAUGCCAUAUUUAGCUAACUAGCUAGCUAGGCCUCCAUGCUCCUUCAUGCAUGAGAACGAUUUGUGCUAGUGGGAAUGAAUGGAGCCCUUGUCAGUUUACGGUAGUCGAAAUGUCGGCUUUACAUUCGAACAAUGGUAUUCUCCCAUAUCAUGAGACAUUAAUAAUAAUACAAGGCUGACCCUUGUCUUCAUAGGUAGCUAGUUGCCCAACGAAUUUACAGAUAGCCGGUCCUUUAUUCACGUGGACUAGCUAGAGAGCCAUAUAAAGACUGGUAUAGGCAAACCAUUUCCUUGCAACGAGGCUAGUUUAGCUACUGGCUUACUAGUUGGAGUGUCAUGACAUUCCAUGUGGCCUGCUAGCUAGCUCAUUAAUUAAUAUAUGGAAGGUUGUCAGAGCUGGUUAGCCAAUAAUACCCAUUAGGCAUGGCCAUCAAACCACUGAAUUCAGGGAAGCCUUUUCCCUUGAGACCAGUGACAGUGAGCCACCUGACCAAGUAUGAGUAUGACCUUGGAUUAAAUACGGUUGAAUGGGUGGCGCUAGACUCAAGCGGAUAAAUUAGUGUUCCUGAUUUAUACUAUGUGGAUGAACCAAACAAUGUAUUAUCUUAGCUAGCUAAUCAAUGCUAAAAGCAAACGUGCAUGCUUUUCUGUUUCACAAUGUGUGUAACAGACGAGUAGAAUGGCACAUUAUUCAGUUUUGCUUCUAAAAUGAAUGGAUGGAACCAGAGUCAUAUAUGGAUGGAACCAGCCCCCUACCCUUCCCACAUUUUUCCCUUCAUAGAUUUAUCCCCUAUUCCCUAAUGAUGGUAGUCUGGGCACCAGUCUGUUAAACUAUCAUUCCACUCCUUGCCACCCCUUGUCAUGCUAAACAUUUGGCAUAAUGACACAGAGUACAAGGAGUGGAAUGUUAUCUAAACAGACUGGUACCCAGGCUAUAAUGUUGGGGGUGCAGUUUCCCAAAUAUGUAUGGUUGGAUUUCAUAACCAGAAACUAGAAGACAUUGAUCACUGCUUUGUAUCGGACUAAUCAGUCUUCUCUCUUCUCUGUUGUCCAAUAGGCAGCCAGCAACAGCAAAGUGGUAUGACAGAAGGGACUCUGUCUUCAUUGAGUUCCUGGUAGAAGACAGCAAAGAUCUACAAGUGAAGUUUGAAAAAUCUAAACUUGAUUUCCGGUAAGCUGCUUCACCAUCACCCGGCACAUUGCAGUUUAAUUGACACUGAUCUUAGGCUAAAUUGUAAGCUGUCUAUAAAUUAGACCUACUGCAUAGACACUUGGGGGGCGGUUUCCCGGACACAGAUGAAACCUAAUCCUGGACUAAAAAGCUUCUUUGUCUUCCUUUUAGCCCAUGAAUAAGAUUAAUCUUAUCGGCCCUUACUGUCUGAAUGAGCAAAACCUUCAUAUAUUUUACUCUGUUUUGUCAUUUCAGUUGUGUUGGCGGGAUUGAAAACCUCAAACAUCAAAAUGAAUUGGACCUUUUUGACUCAAUUGACCCCAAUGUAAGUAUGUUUCUCAUUUAGCUGCAGAUUCACCACCUGCAAUGACCCAGAAAACCGCUGCAAUGACCUGGAUGUUAAAUAUGCUGGAUGUUAAAUAUGAUCCCUCAUCCAAAAUGACUUGUAAUAUACCAAUUAUCUCUCUUCCUGUCGUUGCAGGCAUCUAAGCACAAACGUACAGACAGAUCGGUGUUGUGUUGUCUAAAGAAGUCCAAGGCAGGAAGAGCAUGGUCACGGUUAACAAAGGACAAGGCAAAAGUAGGAACUGUUUCAAUGUGCAAUACUAUUUAUUCUACCUUACUUUUUCUGCCCUGUAUUUCUGGGCCUAUAUUUAAAAAGCGUCUUAGAGUAGGAAUACUUGUCUAGGAUUACGGUCCGUCCCCCCCCCCCCCCCCCCCCCCAUAUAUCUUAUUCCUAAAAGGCCAAACUCAAACUGAUCAGCACUCCUACUCUGAGAUGGUUUGAAUAGGCUCAGGUCACAUAAGAGGGGCAUUUUGUCUUGAAUGUUGGUUUAAAAUCAUUUUGAUUUGGGAUUUCUCUUUUCUUUCCCACAGUUUCAAUGGCUCGGUGUCGACUUCAACAACUGGAAAGACUGGGAAGAUGAUUCUGAUGAGGAUCUGUCCAGUUUUGACAAGUUCUCAGAGGCAAGCAUGUCAUGUUGCACAAAGUGUGUAAUGUUUUAAAUGUGUUAAAUUAUAUAUAUUUUUAUGUCCAAACAAUGAUUGUUGUUGCCUGUUUUCAGAUGAUGAACACGAUGGGAGGAGAAGAUGGCAUGCCAGAUCUCGGUAUGGGCGGUAUGGAAGGUCUAGAAGAGGUCUGUUUCUUUUCUGUCAUCUCCAAAUGAAUUAUACAGCAAAUAAAGGCAAUUGCAAACAUUUACCAGAGCACUAUAUACGGUGGCUGCAAGAAAAACUACUUGCUUUCUUGCUCUGUUGAGUUUUGCAGUUUUGACACUAAUCUUCUCAUAUUUUUGAUUUACAGCACGACAGCGAUGAUGAAAGUAAGUUUUUAGAUAUCAUUUUAGCACAUGGAUAAAAGCAAGCAGACAAUUUUCUAGAGCAUUUUCAUGGUACAUUUCAUUUGAAGGUUGUUGAAAAGCCUCAUACCAUCCACACAUGAGCCAUGUUGUAGAAUUGGUGAUUUAGCUUUUUACCUUGAAUCAUUUAUUUUUAUGUUUUCAUAUUUGUAACUUUUUCAGAGAUGCCAGACCUGGAG